This is a messenger RNA of Effrenium voratum, 750 nucleotides long. The record is from the annotation of a GenBank genome assembly. NCBI's taxonomy places the organism in Eukaryota, Dinophyceae, Suessiales, Symbiodiniaceae.
CCCGUUUUGGGCCCUGGGCCGUGCUUCCACACAGCACGGGCUUCUUGGGCCCGCCGUGCCGCCAUGUUGAUGUUGGACUCAACUCCAACGUCAUCCAGGGCAAGCACCAUGUUGCGAGGGACGCGCCGGACGACCACAAAUGCACCGUUCGGCUUUCUUCCCGACAGACGAAGGGGCACUUUCGAAGAUACGCUGGACCAGGGCUUGGUGGCUCUCAAGGAGCAGCUCCUGCGAGCGCACGAGCGCGAGUGCGGCUCGCCGCGCGAUAGCCCCAGCAAAAGAAAUGGCAAGGACGAGAUCGUAAAGUUCUCGGCGCCGCAAUCGCCACUGAUGGCGGUGGCCCUGCCGGAGUUGGCCACCUUGCAGCCGGACGUGCCCAGCCACCUGGCGGACUUGCCGCGGGACAGCCCCACGGCGCCAAGGGAUUCCCCCACGGGCUCCUCGGGGAAUCGGAGCUCCAAGAGGAGCGGCGAAAGCGGGCAAUGCCGCCUGGAAGUGCCACAGCACUCCAGCUUCGAGAUCAUCGCACCCAGCUACGACGCCAACAAUUCCAACGACUCCCACAAAUCCGACUCCCACAAGUCACCCCGGGCCAGGGCUCAGGAGCGAGCUGAACGGAGGUCCAGUUUGUCCAGCCACUCAAAGACAACUGCGAGGAUGCAAGCAGUCUUAGUUGAGAACGGGCUGGACGAGCUCGUGGACACCUCGGUGGCCUCGAUGUGCCGGGCGCAGUCCACCAUCUCCACAGGC